UGAACAGCCAAACAAUACAGGACUUCAAUUCGCCGACUCAACCGAAGAGUACGUAAAUCUAAAUAAAUCGAGGGCGCGGCUAGGCUCGUUUCCUAGCUAGAAAUUGCGACAAAAAAGAUGAGCAGCGACGCAAAAAGCAAUGGAGGAGGAUUUAGUGGAGGCCGUUUCAGGUCGAGAGUGGAGCACUACCUCUACAGUGGUGACAAGAAGCACGUCGCGGCUGGCAUCGCCAUCAUCACCGCCAUCUUCGGCGUCCCUUGGUUCCUUAUGAGUCGAGGAACGAAACACCAGUCCCAUCAAGAUUACAUGGAAAGAGCUGAUAAAGCACGGAGUCAAAGACUUUCUUCAGGUUCAUCUUCCGCUAAAUGAUUCUUGAAAGCUUUCGGUUAAAGGGGUGGAUUUCCCAUGAGCAUUUUGACAGUUGAAAAGUACGUGUUUGGCACACUAUCUUUUUCUUUCAACCUUGGAUAUGCACGUCUAAUACGGAACUUUGUUUACUCUUAGACAUUAAAAAUUGUCUUAUUGUUAAUUUGGUUUGAUUUGUCGAGGCUGCCUCCCCCGUAUGGCAUAUUCUAGGGGAUGAUAUUGAUUUUCCAGUUUCUGGACUAGGUGAUUAUAUUGAUUAGUAUAUCGAAGUCGAUGAGAUGUGGCUUUUGGUGUUUUAUUUGUAUGCUUAAUACUUGGUGUAGUAAUGCAUCUUGUGGUAUAAGGCCGGCUUUCCAGAU
Molecule: messenger RNA, 725 nt
Organism: Juglans regia (Persian walnut)
Lineage: Eukaryota; Viridiplantae; Streptophyta; Magnoliopsida; Fagales; Juglandaceae
Exons: 2
Coding region: 118-369 (83 amino acids)
Source: RefSeq, a predicted model, not a curated record